CCUUUUGAAUGUAACAUGUGUGGAAAGUAUUUCAUCCAGAAAUCAAAGCUUACUGUUCACCGGAGAACACACACAAAAGAGAAACCUUUUCAAUGUAACAUUUGUGGAAUGUCUUUCUCCUGCAAGGCAUAUCUUACUAGCCACCAGAGAACAAACAAAGGAGAGAAACCUUAUGAAUGUUACAUGUGUGGAAAGUCUUUUACCAAGAAAUCAAAGCUUACUGUCCACCACAGAACACACACAGGAGAGAGACCUUAUGAAUGUAACCUGUGUAUUAAGUGUUUCACCCAGAAAUCAAAUCUUACUGUCCACCAGAGAACACACACAAAAGAGAAUCCUUUUGAAUGUAAGAUUUGCGGAAAGUUUUUCACCCACAAGGAAUAUCUUUCUACCCACCAGAGAACACACACAGGAGAGAAAAUUUAUGAAUGUAACUUGUGUGGAAAGUCCUUUACCUGGAAGUCAACCCUCACUGUCCAUCAGAUAACACACACAGGAAAGAAACCUUAUGAAUGUAAUGUGUGUGGAAAGUCUUUCACCAAGAAAUCAAAGCUUACUGUUCACCAGAGUACACACACAAAAGAGUAUCCUUUUGAAUGUAACAUUUGUGGAAAGUCUUUCACCUGCAAGGCAUAUCUUACUAGCCACCAGAGAAUACACACAGGAGAGAAACUUCAUGAAUGUAAUGUGUGUGGAAAAUCUUUCACCCAAAAGGGUAACCUUACUGCCCACCACAGAACACACACAGGAGAGAGACCUUAUGAAUGUAACCUGUGUGGAAAGUGUUUCAUCCAGAAAUCAAGGAGAUGUGGUGCAUCCCUCUUGGCUUCCCCAAUGCCCAGCGAUUCCCAUGGUUGCGAUGAUCCAUCGCCCUGGAGGGCCUGUGAAUUUCACAUCUUGUCCACAGUUCUGGUGGUAGGAGUCCCCCAGUAUGAAAGGCAGGACUGGUCUCAGAGGAGUGACAUGAUCAGUGGUACCUUGCUGGCUCUCAUGUUUGUCACAAUGAUAUAUGUUGAUAAUCACAUAGACCUGCUAAAGACACAGUUAAAAAUGAUGUGUCAUGCUAAUUGUCAGUACAUCUGUGCUAUCCCUCUUAAAUAUGAUGGAAAUAUGACUUGUACCAGUAUCCAGUGA
Dipodomys spectabilis (banner-tailed kangaroo rat) is the source of this 1134-nucleotide messenger RNA. RefSeq names its product zinc finger protein 2 homolog. Gene Ontology annotation, molecular function: RNA polymerase II cis-regulatory region sequence-specific DNA binding; DNA-binding transcription factor activity, RNA polymerase II-specific. Gene Ontology annotation, biological process: regulation of transcription by RNA polymerase II. NCBI's taxonomy places the organism in Eukaryota, Metazoa, Chordata, Mammalia, Rodentia, Heteromyidae. The record is from RefSeq and is a predicted model, not a curated record. The annotation marks the transcript as partial. The transcript has 3 exons.